AUGACCCAAGUUUCCCAGGAGAGGCCUGUGUCCUACAUCCAGCAAAGUGAGGGGACUUCAGCCCCGAGCCCAGAGUGGGAAGCCAUGCCAGCGGUGCAGUCAGACCUGCGGAAUGCCAGGAAGUUGGACAGAGCAGCUGAGGAGGGAUUAAUCCUUGAGCUUCUACACAAGCCCCGACAGCUGAACACCAGGCCGAGCAGCAGCCCCUGCGGCGCCGCCAAAAAUGGGCAAGAGCGGCGGGCGCACCUCCCGCCCCCUCGGCUACGGAGGCCUGAGGCCGGAGACAGACGGAAAGGAGGCUUCGCCUCUGGCCUUCUGCCUUGUGAUGAAAAAGUCCGCAGUCUCCACUCCCCGCCUCACCCGGCGCCCCCUGCCCCUCGCUGCUCCCCCCCCCAGCGCUCCCCUCCCCCGAAGCACCCCGCCCCCCCAGCACCCCUGUCCCUUCCCUAA
Rangifer tarandus platyrhynchus (Svalbard reindeer) is the source of this 450-nucleotide messenger RNA. Lineage: Eukaryota; Metazoa; Chordata; Mammalia; Artiodactyla; Cervidae. The record is from the annotation of a GenBank genome assembly.